Triticum urartu is the source of this 2070-nucleotide messenger RNA. Lineage: Eukaryota; Viridiplantae; Streptophyta; Magnoliopsida; Poales; Poaceae. The record is from RefSeq and is a predicted model, not a curated record.
CCUGAAUUAAGGGGCUGUUUGGUUUAUGUCCACGUUUCAAUCUGCCUGGCCUGGAGCUUGCCUGGAACCUGCCUGGGGUGUGUUUGGUUAGUGACCUGGGAUUUUUCUGCCUGGUGAAGUUGCCUGGGUACGCUGCCUGGCUCCAGGCAUAGCAAAUCGGACGCCUGGCCCUCUCUGCCUGGGCAAGAUGGCCCCACUUAUAAUUUACUAUACCCCAUAAUAUAUGGGCAAAUCACUUUCCCCUCCACCUCCACUCACGUUUCCCCUCCCCACAGCUCACAAUCUUCUCUCUCUCUGGGAUUGUUCUUGAGAGAAGGGGAGAAGGAAUUGCAUGGGAAAUUGAUUAUUGGCUUUGAUUCUUCUUUCCCCCAACAAUAUUUCUAGUUCCUAGUCAGAUCUGGUGAAAUCAUGAAGAUGUAUACGGAAUCUGUCCAUUAUGUUAUCAAGAAACGACGGGCGUUAGGUGUUCUAGCUGUAAUGUUGGCCAUUGUCCGGUGGCGUCGUCAACGUAGACAUUACAGUCUUAGAAUGUCUCGAAGAAAGUAUGGGCCAUUGGUUGAUAGAGAUCUGGAGAGGCAAAAAAAGUUAAAUGACCUGUACAAUUCAACCGAUAAAAAUUGCAUCAGUCAACUCCGGACGACGGGGCCGCUGCGCAGUGGUUUUGAUGAUGUGAACAAACAAGUGAUGCUCUCCCAAUCUACUCUAGAUGGCUUAUCGGCCAAUGAUCGUGGAAUUCUCUCUAAACCGAUUCAGUUCUACGACAAGUUGAAGGAAUUAUUUAGUGGCUCGUCGGCAGAUGGCUCUUUUAUGCAAGACCCUUUCUCUGCAGCUGAAACUGACAAUGAUGAUAAGGUAAAAGAUGACAUGAUGAAUGAUAUGUCCACCUUUGAUGAAGCGAAGGGUCCAACAGGUCAUGACUCGGAUAAAUUAGAUACAGAUAGUGAUGAUUGUGAAGCGGUGGCUGCUCUUGCUGCAACUGAUAGUCAAGUUUCCUCGUCCAAUGUUUUUUUUGACCCUUUAACAGUAGGAGAACCUCCUACUGUUUUUGUAUUAAUACAAAGGGGGUAACACUUUACAUGAGGAUUUUUACAUGAUGACUUUACAAUUCACCCUUCCUUUGGGAGGUGGGGGAGAACUUAAGCUAUAGAGGAGAGGAUGAGUGGGAUGAGAUUUUUAUGCUUUUCCUUAACCCUAUAGGUAAGGAGAGAAAAAUCAGUCUUAAGCCUAUCCAACCAUGAAGUCUUUGAGGGCAUCAUCCCCCUGAAAUGUUUGUUGUUGCGUUCCUUCCAGAUACUCCAUGCGGCCGUCAGGAAUAGCUCCAUGAAAAGAGGCCUGUUCCAGUUAUUCUUGGCAGACACAACUUGUUGCAGGCGAGGUUGUCCCUGAUUCCACGUAAUUCCAAGGCUGGGCCAACAUUCAGUACUGAAUUGACACUCAAAAAAGAGGUGUUCCAGUGUUUCCUCAAUAUGCAGCCCACAUAGGAUGCAAUCAUAGUCAUUUCCUAUAUUGUAAUGUCUCCUCUUGAGCAUAUUUCGCGUGUUCAAUCGGUCAGAAAGGAGCAGCCAUCCAAAAACUUUAAUUUUCAUGGUGGAUUUUCCUCGUCCAAUGUUGCGGCUCUAAAGCCUAACAAGAAAAGUUUCAAAAAAAGUGCAAAGCCAAAUACUCUGCCACCACCACAAAAUGAUAAAGCUAAAAGGUCAAAGCCAAGAUCAUCUCAAGCAUCACAAGAUGACACUAAUAUGGAUGUGCUGCUCACAAGUACUUUGAUAGGCAUACGAGAAACCCUUGCAAGUCCAGUACAGACUGUAGCCCCAAAGGACCCAAAUGCUCCUUUAUGGGACAUGCUCAAGAAGAUUUCGUUGCCACCUGAUGAGAGGAUGUCGGUCGGGAUGCAUCUAUGCAAGCCAGAAUUUGCAGUCCAUCGAGGUUUUCUUGUCAGCAUGGGUCAAGAAUACCUGGAGCGUUGGGUGUAUACAUACUUAUCUUAUCUGACAAUUAUCCUGCUGGCAAACGUGUCGGCGAUGAUCUUGUUGGUAACCUUGGAAACAAAGAUCCUGCUAGUAACCUUGG